This is a messenger RNA of Paramecium sonneborni, 537 nucleotides long. The record is from the annotation of a GenBank genome assembly. NCBI's taxonomy places the organism in Eukaryota, Ciliophora, Oligohymenophorea, Peniculida, Parameciidae.
AUGAAAGAGGAAACGAUGAACCCACUUAUUACUAAUAUCUCUAUCAUGAUGAUGAAAGAUAAGUUAUUCAUGAGACAAUCGAUGGAGAAUAAAAAGUAAGAUUUACCAAUGAAUUCUUAUAAUAAUCUAUUGUAAAUCUAGAGUUAAUCCAGAAAAAAUAGAAGAGUGGGUAACAACAGUAAUAAAUAAUGAUGCUUUAGUUGAAGAUGAUGAAUACAUAAGUUUAGUGUAUUCUGUUGCAAUUGAGAAGUUGAAUCAAGAAAAAACAGAUUUAAAAAAAUUGCAAGUUCAAGAAGAAGGGGAUUCAUUAAAAGUAAUCAUUUAAUCAUACUUUAGAUUGCUAUUACUACUGCUUAAAAAGUUAACUAUAUCUAUGUAGCAUUGGAAUCUAAUGGAAAACAAGCAAAUUUAAAUCAGAAUGAUAAUUUUGGAAAUUCUUUAUAAUUUCAGAAUCCUACUUUAAAUUAUAAUCUAAGAACUCUCCUUUUCAGAGAAAACAAAAGAGACCAUUCCAUUAAAAUUUAAUAAGACUGUUGA